GCCAACCGUGGCAUAGGCUUCGAACUCGUGAAGCAGCUGCUCGACUCUCCGGACAAUCUAGUCAUUGCGACAUGCCGUAAUCCUGACAAGGCGACCGCGCUGAGUGACCUGAAGAAUACCGCUAAAGGAACGCUGCACAUUAUCCAACUCGACGUCACCGACUUCGCCAACGUCCGCGCAUCGACGACGGAGGUCGAGGCAAUUAUCGGCGAUAUCGGCCUUGACUGCCUCGUCAACAACGCUGCCAUCUUCACGUAUGACACGGCGUUCACAAGCGACCCAGACACGCUCCUGUGCCUUCUUCGCACGAACGUGGCCGGACCGGCGCUCGUCGCGCAAGUAUGCCUGCCGCUGCUCGAGCGCGGGCACGCGAAAAUGCUCGUGAACGUGUCGAGCACAUCUGGGAGUAUCGGGAGCGUGAAGCAUAUCGAGAAGGAGGAGCAUCGCGUCGGGGGCGCCGCGUACUCGAUCAGCAAGGCCGCAUUGAACAUGCUGACGUAUAAGCAGAAAGUCGAGCGGCCGGACCUGAUCGUGCUCGCGCUGUGUCCGGGGUGGGUGAAGACAGACAUGGGAGGCCAGCAGGCGGCCCUCGAGCCCGAGGAGAGUGUCGCUGGCAUACUGAAGGUCGUCACUUCGGCGACGCCUGCGGAUAGCGGCAAGUUCUUGAGCUUCAGCGGUGCGGAGGUUCCGUGGUGA
Molecule: messenger RNA, 696 nt
Organism: Trametes versicolor FP-101664 SS1
Lineage: Eukaryota; Fungi; Basidiomycota; Agaricomycetes; Polyporales; Polyporaceae
Product: NAD-P-binding protein
Exons: 4
Source: RefSeq, a predicted model, not a curated record